This is a messenger RNA of Corticium candelabrum, 518 nucleotides long. RefSeq names its product tetratricopeptide repeat protein 29-like. Gene Ontology annotation, biological process: cilium movement. The record is from RefSeq and is a predicted model, not a curated record. Bases 70 to 504 code for a protein of 144 amino acids. Lineage: Eukaryota; Metazoa; Porifera; Homoscleromorpha; Homosclerophorida; Plakinidae. Gene Ontology annotation, cellular component: cilium. The transcript has 3 exons.
UGGCAACAUGGUUGUUGCCUGUUCCCAGUAGCAACGUUGCUUUGUAGUUUAUUUCUGUGAACUGGCGGUAUGACUGCGGCUAAUGUAUUGCGUGGUGCACCACGGCAAGACCGUCGUAAUGGUGGAUCUGGAUCGCCAGGCACUCGGCUUCUUCCUAGUCGUCAACGGCAGUUUAAGUUAGGCGGGAGCUCAAAUCGAAUUGAGGCAGACCACAAUGCUAUACCAACGUUUGACAUUGGCGAGGUCGAUGUUUUUGGCUACCGCAAUACCUACAAGCACAACGUGUGCGUGGAGAUGCUUAAGGAAGGGCACCAUGAAUCUUUCCGUGAGGUAGUUAGUCUUAUUGAAUGCCAAAAGGAAGAACGUGAACGAUUAGGCCGCGAUUCUGGAUUCUACUAUGAUCCUCUGCUCGAAAGUGAAGAGCCUAAGCUCAAGCAAUUAAAGGUCUAUCUUUCUGCUGCUGAAGAUGCUAAACUGCAAGAUAAUAUCUCAUUGAAGAUAUAGAAAAUCUAACGGAG